Messenger RNA from Tachysurus vachellii, 4564 nucleotides. RefSeq names its product RNA binding motif protein 20 (gene rbm20). Gene Ontology annotation, cellular component: nucleus. The transcript has 14 exons. Gene Ontology annotation, biological process: regulation of RNA splicing. Gene Ontology annotation, molecular function: zinc ion binding; mRNA binding. NCBI's taxonomy places the organism in Eukaryota, Metazoa, Chordata, Actinopteri, Siluriformes, Bagridae. The record is from RefSeq and is a predicted model, not a curated record. Bases 211 to 3282 code for a protein of 1023 amino acids.
UCCAAGUUUACGAGUGUAGGCUGUGCUUUGGCUGAUUUCUUCAACCUGCUGGAGUCUUUAAAGUUAAAGCGUAAAAACCCUGCCACAGCGAGCAGGAGGCUGAAGCAGACUUCGACGGGACGGAAAUCCCACUCUGCUCGGUCACCAUACAGGGAAGCUUUUGUUUCAUAUCCGACUUCUUGUUCUACAGGUAAAGAGUGGCUUCCUAGCAUGAACCAGUCUUGGGACAAGAACAUUUUUGAGAAUGGCCAAAGUAAACAGCAGGGAAAAGUGGACACGGCACCUUCGUUCGACCACCUCCAGAGUACUGGUUCAGGAGAUAAGUUUGAUAAGAAGGGGCUUCCUGUCAGUGGGGCGCUAAGCGGAGCCAGCCAGAAUCUACUGCUUUCUCCUGCAAGUCUGCAGCUGGCCCAGCUUCAGGCUCAGCUCACUCUGCAUCGCCUAAAACUGGCCCAGAGCAGCAACACUGCUGCUGCUGCCACAGUCCUCAAUCAAGUCCUCUCCAAUGUGGCCAUGUCCCAACCACUAUUUAACCAGCUUAGGGGCUCCGGCAUGCCCCAGGCCCCAGGACCAGGCUUCCCUUCCACACCCAUAUCUUUUCCCCCUCCUGGCACCCCAAUAGGCACCCUGGUAGGGGGUGCAUUCACCCAGAACCAUGCUGGGAUCCAAAUGAAUCACUAUGGAGGAGGUGGAACCAUGAGCCAGAAUGCGAACCCACAUGGGGAAAGUGGAAAUAAGGCCAACAAAUUUCAGGCAGGGUUUCUAGGAGGAACCACAGCAGGGCCUAGUAAAGCAGGUGAAGGAGGACACUGUGGAGGCACCGGCGGUCCCAAAACCAACAGCCAAAAUAACUACCAGAGAGACUUCUACUCCUCCGAGAGUCAAAUCUUGGACUCUGGGCAUACAGAACAAUGGAAAAACCUGACCGGCUUUGGCAUCUCGGGGAAACUGGAAGUGGGGACAGGCGUUGGGGGCAGCACCUGGGGACCGUCAACACACGGAUUUAUUGGCCCACGAGUGGAACUGUACAAUCCUGAGGAGCCGACCGUUGACCCCAAAUUCAGCCCGGCAGGAGGCCUUGGUUUUAACAGUGCCUGCGGUCAACAGCGGUUUGUGGGAUACCCACAGCAACAGAAGUGUGAGGAGGGGGUUGGCAUGACUCUACAAGCGCACCAGCUCAACGACUAUCAUGGUGUCACACCAUCGCACCUACCCCAUCAGUGCACCAUUUGUGAAAAGAAGGUUUACAACUUGAAGGAUUGGGACCAGCACGUGAAGGGCAAGCUGCAUAUACAGAAUCGUUCACUGUACACCGACGGCCAGGCACUUGGAGCCCUGCACUUUCCUGUCACGUCGGAAGGAUGCCGCGGCUCAGCGUUGAAUAACAACACCGUGGCGUACUCGUCCGCAGCUGGCCAAGAUGUUUCAACUGGAGGCUCCUCUUUUUUACAAGCUGCACCUAUGAAGUCAUUUCCUCUUUCAGGGGCGGGAUUUACCUCACACCAACCAGGGACAAAGUUUGUUCCGCGGAAGCCUGGUCCUGGGCGCGUUGUCCACAUCUGUAACCUCCCUGAGGGCAGCUGCACCGAGAACGAUGUCAUUAACCUCGGUUUGCCCUUUGGCAAAGUCACCAACUACAUCCUCAUGCGCUCCACACACCAGGCUUUCGUGGAGAUGGCGUAUGUGGAGGCAGCACAGGCCAUGGUGCAGUACUACCAGCUCCAUCCGGCCACCAUCAACGACCAGAAGCUCCUCAUCCGCAUGUCCAGGAGAUACAAGGAGCUGCAGCUGAAGAAACCCGGCAAAGACGUGGAGUCCAUCAUCCAGGACAUCAACUCUCAGAGGGAGAGAGAGGAGCUGCAUGACAUGGACAGAUAUCCACCGGAGCGUACACGUUCGCGCAGCCCCAUCACUCGCUCCCAGACUCCGCCUUCACACAGCCCCAGUUUCACAUCAUGCAGCUCCACCCACAGCCCCCAGGCGACGCCCUGGAUGAACGGCGUCGGUCCACGGCGAGGGUCGUGGGACUGGACGCAGCGCGAGAGGGACGAGUGGCGGAACGGCGAUGACGAGCGAAGGAAGACGUACCUUAAACUGCCAGACGAGCGCAGCAGGGACCGCUAUUUCUCCUCCCAUCAUCCCGCCGACGAUUUCUAUAAGAAGGAAAAGCUGCAACGUGUGUCUCAGCACCAGAGACACGAGGCCAAGUUCAAGAGGCGAGACGGAGGUGCAGAUCAUCACAGGAGCAGACGUUCAGAAUCCGAGCUCCCGGAGGACGGACGAGGCAGGAGGACGAGCAGGAGGCACGAGAGGGACGAGAGAGAGGCGAACGAUCACAAAGAGUCUACAGAGCACAAAGGUAAAGAGAGAUCGUCGUCUCCGCACAGCAGCAAACCUACAGAGCCGAGUGAGGGCGAGCGAGACAGAGAGAGUGAGGUGGAGUGUGCAAGUGGGGAGGACACGGAGGGUGAGUGCUGGUACCCUAACAGCAUGGAGGAGCUGGUGACAGUUGAUGAGGUGGGAGAAGAAGAUGACUCCAUCGUCGAGCCCGAUCUCCCCGAGCUGCAAGAGGAGGAACGUGAGGAAGAACAUGAGGAAGAGGCAAAGGAAGAUGGGGAGCGCAUGGAAAAGAAGGAGCCCACGCCAGCAAAGGUGGAGAAACAGGAGCCUGUGUCGACACCGGACGCUGCAACAGAAGAAACUUUAAGGUCUAUUCAGCCGGAGUGCCCUGACGCUCCGCCCUCUCACGUUUGCCUCUUCCCCUCUCAAGAGUUUAAAAGCACGCCGGAGGAGACGGCAGAGCCGUGCGUACCACUGACGAGCGUGACCGAUGUCGCCGAGACUCACGUCGCCACAGCACUCACAACCAUCGACAGCGUGUGUGAGACAGAAAAAAUCACAGACACACACAGUGUCGGUGAGACGGGCAGGACGGGUGAGACUGAGAAGACGGAGACGCACCAUGUGGACGAGAACCCAAAAAGAGACGCGGUUCCUCAGAGCUCGCAGCCUGCGAGUUCACCACAGGGGAUCGGCAUCAAAGCUCCAUCGCCGUCACGAGAACAGGAGAAGAUCAUCAGUGAACACAGCAUCCCUUUAGGUGUGGAGUUCAUCGUCCCCAGCACAGGCUUCUACUGCAAACUCUGCAGCCUUUUCUACACCAGUGAAGACAUGGCCAAGACCACACACUGCCGGAGCACCGUUCACUACCGCAACCUGCAGAAGUACCUGUCUCAGCUGGCCGAGGAAAGUCUCCUGCACUUCCGUUCAGACGCAGAGUGAAAACGAGACGACGUGGAGAAAAGAACCAGGCCAGAGAGAGGGAAGAGAAAGGACGUGUGUAUGAGAGAACGACACUGAGCCGUGCAGUCGUUCUGCACGUUUAAAGCAAACUUGAUCAGAAAGCAAUUACUGAGGAAAGAGCGACAAGGCGACGUCAUUAAGGCACCGUCACAGGGAGACGUUCUGCACAUCGGAGAUCCGUCUUAUUACCUAUUCACACGUGAUUAACUGCUGAAGAAGCGACGUGGAGCGACGUACCGCACCAUUAUGCGGUCACAAUUCAAUUAAACCGCCGAAGAUGAGCGACGAGGUGACGGCGUUAAAACCUGGAGUCUCGAUGAGACUUCCGGCACGUUUUAAACCUAAUUUUCAGAAACCGAGCACGUUUCCGUCACCUGCUGAAGGAGAGCGAGACAACGACAUCAUUCGUCGCACACGUUCCACGUAAAGCUGCUUCCAAACAUCACAUUUUAUUGCAGCUUCUCUUCUGUACAACAAUGUUUUUGUCUUUUUUUUUUAAAACUUACUGGCUCUUUUUUCUGAUGUUUCUGAAUUUGUAUAAAACAGUUGGCUGGAAACAGCACUGAACCCGAGCGAAGCGCCGCCGGAGAAACACAGUUCACAGACCAGAGCCUGAUCUCCAAUGUGUAAAUUGUUGUAAUGUGUAAAUUAAGAAGCGGUCAGUUCGCCGUCACGUGCCUUCGCACCGUAAGCCAUGGUGUAAAACUGGGUGUAAUUUUGUGCUCUGAACAACGGCAAGAGGAAACGUUCAGGGGAAAAUAUCUGCGUUUUGGAGCACAUCUCACACAACACUGUCAGAAUGUAAGGAAUAAGGAAUGUGCAUAAUGUCAGCAGCGCUAAAUCGACUAAGGGAUGGUUAGCAUCACGGCAUUCACGUUUUUCUAAGGUGACGUCUGAAUCGAAGAAAGUGUGUGUCCUCGGACGCUGGAAGAAGAAGACUGCUCUACCGAAUCGGGACUCUGCACACUUGUCCUCAGGUCAAUGAGCAAUGACUCUCAUUUAUGUUAAUAAUGCAAAAUAUUUUAUUUAUAAUAAACACACACAGGUACCAGGACUCCAGGACUUUUCCAUCCAUGCUGUGUGUAAGGCUUUCUGAGCUGUAGUGUAACUUGAACCGGACCAUGUUUGCUGUUUCUCCAGGCUGGACGAAGCUGUGGACAGAAUCAAGUGAACCGUGUGUGUGAUGGUAGUUUGCAGUAAAGGUGGGGCGGGUUGUGGAAGCGUUUUGUCUUCCGCAUGUUUUGUACAUUUGUUAUCGUUG